UCGACACAAAGAUCAUCAUACUUGGGCCCCUGCUCCACAUCACUGGGGUCUACUAGUAUACCGACGGUCUUGAACUUGUCAAGAGACCGGGAAUAAAGAUCAGGGAUCUCGUCCACGAUGCCGCUAUCGUCAGAGGCGUGGUUGACCGGACUCUACGGUUGUAUAUAAAGCCAGCUCUCUUAUCUUGUUUCUGGAAAGGUCGACACGCAAACUCAGCAAACAAAGAAUCAUGUUGUCGAAGAACAUUCUUGCCCUCGCUGGGCUAGUGCCCACGGUGCUAUCAUGGCCAACAGUCAUGGAGAUUAACGACAAGUUGAUGAGAGCUCGCACAACUGGUCGUCUCAACACUGGUGUUGGCCAUCCCUUUCCUUCAUUCGAUGCUGCUGAUCAGUACGUCGACGUUUCUGACGGCAGUGGCCAUGAGUUCCUACCACCAGGCCCAAACGACUUGCGCGGACAAUGCCCUGGACUUAAUGCUGCGGCGAACCAUGGAUUUCUACCGCGAAACGGACGGACAACUCCCCUACAGACAUCGAAGGGUCUCGAGGAAGCGUAUAAUAUGAGCCCUGAGCUUGCCAUCGGACUGUCUGCCAUAUCAAUCCUGCUAUCAGGAGACAUUCCGACGCUGACAUGGUCCAUUGGUGGUGCUUUCCCUGCUUCCCUCCCUCUCCUUCUUGGUGAACCACAGGGCCUGCUGGGCACCCACAACAAGUACGAGGGUGACGCAUCAAUUGUAAGAGGAGAUGCAUACCUUAAUAACGGCAAUGUCGGUGUUUUCCAAAAGCGCUCGUGGGACAAUCUCAUGAAAACAAUUGGAGAAGGGAACGACCUUACCCUCGAUUUGGUCAAUGACCAUAACCAGGUUAUGCACGAGUAUUCUCUCAACAACAAUGGCUAUUACUUCGCGGGACCGUUCUCUGGAUUAGUCACGCCAGCUGCUCACAACUUCGUCGUCAACUUCAUGUCCAACCACUCAGCUGAGCAGCCGGGUGGCUUCCUGAGCAAGGAGGUCUUGCGCUCGUUCUUUGCAGUAGAGGGUGAUGAUACCAACUAUGUCCACCACCGAGGACAAGAGCGAAUUCCUGAGAACUGGUACAAACGCCCUGGUGGUCUGGAUCGCUACAAUAUUGUCGACGUCGGUCUCGAUCUCGUUGCUGGUGCCAUCAACUACGGUGAUCUCCUUGCAAUCGGAGGGAACACAGGCAAGCCAAACACGUUCACUGGAGUCAAUGUUGGUGACUUGACGGGCGGUGUGUUCAACGCUGCCACUCUGCUUGAAGGAAACAACCUCAUGUGCUUCCUCGUCCAAGCGGCAACGGCCGCGAAUGUUGAUGAGCUCUCCAAACUCGAGAACCUAUUGGGCGACUUGUUGAAUCCGGUCCUGGACAUGCUUUCUGACAUGAUCGUCGGCCUGACUUGCCCACAACUGAAAAGCCUUAAUACCGACUUGUUGAAGCAAUUCCCUGGUUACACCGAUCCUUGA
Messenger RNA from Pseudovirgaria hyperparasitica, 1483 nucleotides. RefSeq names its product Cloroperoxidase. The transcript is spliced from 2 exons. Gene Ontology annotation, molecular function: peroxidase activity. Lineage: Eukaryota; Fungi; Ascomycota; Dothideomycetes; Acrospermales; Acrospermaceae. The coding region runs from base 230 to 1483 and encodes 417 amino acids. The record is from RefSeq and is a predicted model, not a curated record.